Podarcis raffonei (Aeolian wall lizard) is the source of this 5462-nucleotide messenger RNA. It is a transcript of the gene SALL1, whose product is annotated as spalt like transcription factor 1. Gene Ontology annotation, biological process: regulation of transcription by RNA polymerase II. Bases 585 to 4463 code for a protein of 1292 amino acids. Gene Ontology annotation, cellular component: nucleus. The transcript has 3 exons. Gene Ontology annotation, molecular function: RNA polymerase II cis-regulatory region sequence-specific DNA binding; DNA-binding transcription factor activity, RNA polymerase II-specific. The record is from RefSeq and is a predicted model, not a curated record. Lineage: Eukaryota; Metazoa; Chordata; Lepidosauria; Squamata; Lacertidae.
AGCGUGAAGUUGAUCAGCUGGAGUUGUGACUUCUUGCGGAUGGUUCGAGUCCUGGGUGGUUUCUUUCCUCCUCUCUUCCCGCCCCCCUCCUCAAGCCCCGUCGCUGCCCUCUGUGGAUCUUUCCCUCGCUGGAUCGUUUUCGAUCUGGCAAGCGGAGACCGGAUCUCUCUCAAUUAGCCGCACCGCCCCCCUUCCCUGAACACGCACGCUGCCACUCGCACGUUGAUCGGAAGCGGAGUUGGGGAGUUCUCUUUCCCCACCUCCCCUUUGGGGAAAGAUGCGCAGGACCUUGACGCCCCCCUUAUCUUUCAGGGGGUGCAUCUCUGGGGGCCUGAAUCUUAAAAUAAAACAUAGUUUAUCCAAAUAUCUCUCCACCCCCUAUUUUUUAUGGAGUGUUUUUUCGGCUUCCCUUCCCAGCCUUGCCUGAGAGGGUUGCCCUGGAAUAUUGCAACUUUCCCCCCUCCUCUCUCCAACGUGAAUUUUAGAGGAAGUUAAAAAGGGGUGUUUUUUUUAAUCCCACGUUUUCCAACAGCGGGGGUAGGUGGGGGGGUUGGCAGCGCCUCCUUCGCUCCCGGCUGGCCCCGAUGGGAGACACGCAGAAGGGUCAAACAAAUCGAACCACCAAGGCGAAGGAUGCCCACGUCUGUGGCAGAUGCUGUGCUGAGUUCUUUGAACUAUCGGAUCUCCUGCAACACAAGAAGAACUGUAGUAAAAAUCAAUUAGUUUUAAUUGUGAAUGAAAAUCCUGUUUCUCCUUCUGAAGCCUGCCCUCCCAGCUCCCCUACUGAUAAUCCUGACGAGCAGAGGAAUGACACAGUUAAUAACAUGGAUCAAGUAGACCGCAGCAGCCAUCCUGAGCAUAACAACAAACUUGACAAAGAAGAAUCCAUGGACGUGGAGGCUUCCAGCGUUAGUAACGGCACUAGCGGCAGUUCCCAGAGCGCCAGCGAUAGCGUUGUGAGUGGUAACUGCUCCACCAUGGGUACCUCAGCUAUCACAACCUCUCUACCUCAAAUAGGGGACCUGACAACGCUAGGCAACUUCUCGGUCAUCAACAGCAACGUCAUCAUUGAAAACCUUCAGAGCACGAAAGUGGCGGUCGCCCAGUUCUCGCAGGAAGCACGGUGCAAUGGCGCCUCGGCUGGCAAGCUGGCCAUCCCUUCCCUCAUGGAGCAACUGUUGGCAUUGCAGCAGCAACAGAUCCACCAGUUGCAGCUGAUUGAACAAAUUCGUCACCAAAUAUUAUUGCUGGCUUCACAGAACGUGGACCUGCCAACGUCUCCCAGCCCCUCUCAGAGCACGUUACGAACAUCUGCCAACCCCUUGUCCACGUUAAGUUCCCAUUUAUCCCAGCAGCUGGCUGCGGCGGCUGGGUUGGCACAAAGCCUAGCUAGCCAGUCUGCCAGCAUAAGUGGUGUGAAGCAACUGCCCCCUAUACAGCUACCUCAGAGCAAUCCUGGCAACCCGGCAAUUCCAUCCAGUAGCGGCUCAUCUCCAAAUAUUAACCUAUCCGCAGUGGCAAUUACGGCACCAUCCUCUGACAAAGGGGCUACAAAUGCUGGUGGCUCGCAGCUUGGCAGCCCACCAGUGACGGCGGCGUCCUCACCAGCUUUUGCAAUAAGCAGUUUAUUAAGCCCUGUAUCGAACCCUCUUCUACCUCAACCCACCCCUAGCAACUCUGUGUUCCCCAAUCCUUUGUCCGGUCUCGGAACGCCUGCAGAGGAUUUGAGCUCCUUGGCUGCCCUGGCCCAGCAAAGGAAAAGCAAGCCCCCCAGCCUGGCCACCUUCGAAGCGAAAAGUGCUUCAGACGAAGCAUUCUUCAAGCAUAAAUGCAGGUUCUGUGCGAAAGUGUUUGGGAGCGACAGUGCCUUGCAGAUCCAUUUGCGUUCUCACACCGGGGAGAGGCCGUUCAAAUGCAACAUCUGUGGAAACCGGUUUUCCACCAAGGGGAACUUAAAAGUCCACUUUCAGCGUCAUAAAGAAAAAUACCCUCACAUUCAAAUGAACCCGUACCCAGUGCCAGAGCAUUUGGACAACAUUCCCACAAGCACAGGUAUCCCGUAUGGAAUGUCGAUACCGCCUGAGAAGCCUGUAACAAGCUGGCUGGACAGCAAGCCAGUGUUAUCCACUUUGACGACAUCAGUUGGCCUACCGCUUCCUCCCACAAUUCCAGGCUUGACCCCUUUCAUCAAAACAGAGGAGCCUCAGCCUAUUCCCAUCACUCACCCUUCAUCUAGUCCCCCAUGUUCUGUGAAAAGCGACUCUGGCUCCAUUGAUCCUGCUGGGAAGAACUCCAACGGGCAUUUAGUUGAAGGGGAGACGGGCCCCUUGCUCUCCUCCAAUGACAAGCCAGAGGAAAGCACCCAGAUGCCCAGCGCCUCUGCUAGUCUUAACAGUUCUGUAACCUCGCCGGCAGCAGAUUCAGGUUCCAUCAAUGUGGUCACUUUCACCAAUCCACUGAUGCCUCUCAUGUCGGAGCAAUUUAAGGCCAAGUUUCCAUUUGGGGGGCUGCUGGACGCAACGCCGACCUCUGAGACCUCCAAACUACAGCAGCUAGUGGAAAAUAUUGACAAAAAGGCAACCGAUCCCAAUGAGUGUGUCAUUUGCCACCGAGUUCUUAGUUGCCAGAGUGCUUUGAAAAUGCACUAUCGCACACAUACUGGUGAAAGGCCCUUUAAAUGCAAAAUCUGUGGCCGCGCCUUUACGACAAAAGGAAAUCUCAAGACCCAUUACAGCGUUCACCGUGCCAUGCCCCCGCUGAGAGUGCAACACUCCUGCCCGAUCUGCCAGAAAAAGUUCACCAAUGCCGUUGUGCUACAGCAGCACAUCCGGAUGCACAUGGGCGGACAGAUACCCAACACACCUGUGACAGAAAACUAUCCUGAGUCGAUGGAAUCUGACACGGGUUCUUUUGAUGAGAAGAACUUUGAUGAUCUGGAUAACUUUUCUGAUGAAAACAUGGAAGACUGUCCUGACAGCAGCGUACCAGAUACCCCGAAAUCCAUUGAUGCAUCUCAAGAUAGUUUAUCAUCUUCCCCAUUGCCACUGGAAAUGUCAAGUAUUGCUGCUUUAGAAAAUCAGAUGAAGAUGAUAAAUGCGGGGCUUGCUGAGCAGCUUCAAGCAAGCUUAAAAUCUGUUGAGAAUGGGUCAGUGGAAGGGGACAUCAUGACGAAUGAUUCGUCAUCCAUUGGUGGCGAUAUGGAAAGCCAAAGUGCUGGGAGUCCUGCUAUUUCAGAGUCUACCUCUUCCAUGCAGGCCUUGUCCCCUUCCAACAGCACGGCUGAGUACCACAAGUCGCCGUGCAUCGAAGAGAAACCACCAAAAAUGUUACCGAACGAUUUUGCCAAUGGUUGGCCUCCAGCCCUUGCAAACGGUGGUGCUUUGGAUUUGACGUCUGGCAACCCCGAGAAAAUGAUUAAGGAAGAGUCCUUGAGCAUGCUGUUUCCUUUUCGAGACAGAGGCAAGCUGAAGAACACGGCCUGCGACAUUUGUGGCAAAACGUUUGCAUGUCAGAGUGCCUUGGACAUUCAUUACAGAAGUCAUACCAAAGAGAGACCAUUUAUUUGCACAGUUUGCAAUCGUGGCUUUUCCACAAAGGGUAAUUUGAAGCAGCAUAUGUUGACACAUCAAAUGCGAGAUCUACCAUCACAGCUGUUUGAACCCAAUUCAACCCUUGGCCCCAAUCAGAACUCUUCGUCAGCGAUGCCCACUAACUCACUCUCGUCUCUGAUAAAGACGGAGGUUAACGGUUUUGUACACAGCACUCCUCAGGACAGCAAAGAGAUGUCGCCUGCCCUGGUUCCUUCGGGGCCUCUGCCACCUUCAGCUACAUCGCCAGUCUUGCUUCCGGCUCUCCCCAGAAGAACGCCGAAGCAGCACUACUGCAACACGUGUGGGAAAACCUUCUCGUCCUCCAGCGCUUUGCAGAUCCACGAAAGGACUCACACUGGAGAGAAGCCUUUUGCCUGCACUAUAUGUGGAAGAGCUUUCACAACAAAAGGCAAUCUUAAGUCUCUCUUUCAGGUUCACAUGGGGACGCACAUGUGGAACAGCACACCUGCCCGGCGAGGCAGACGGCUUUCUGUGGAUGGCCCCAUGACUUUUCUCGGAAGCAACCCUGUAAAGUUUCCAGACAUCUUUCCAAAAGAGUUGGCCUUGAGGGCGGGAAAUGGAGACCCUUCCAGCUUCUGGAAUCAGUACGCCGCGGCUCUCUCCAACGGCUUGGCGAUGAAGACGAAUGAGAUCUCGGUCAUUCAGAACGGUGGCAUCCCUCCAAUUCCCGGGAGCCUGGGCAAUGGGAGCAGCUCCCCGAUUAGCGGCUUGACAGGCAGUCUGGAGAAGCUCCAGAACUCGGAACCUAACGCGCCUCUAGCUGGUCUGGAGAAAAUGGCAGGCAGCGAGAAUGGGACUAAUUUCCGCUUCACGCGCUUUGUGGAAGAUGGCAAAGAGAUUGUAACCAAUUAGGACACGUGUUACGAACAUUCCGGCAGAUAUUGCAACCUAAGGUUGUGCAGGUUUUUGUUUUCUUUGGAAGUUGGGGGGGUGGGGGCGAAUUGACAAAGUGACAUUAAAAAAAGACAUUCUUUUGUACCCUGUUCGACAUCUAGAGUUCUAAAAACAGCUUAUUUAUUAGUGAUAUAACUUUUUUUUUUUUUUGCUUUGCAAACACAUGCAAGCAUUAACUUUGGUCUUCUGUAUUUUGAACUAAAUACUAAUUGACUAGAGUGCUGUAACAUUUAUGGCAAUGCAAGUCUGUUCAGCUAGGUGGUCUCGUUCUGGCAUUUAACUUAUUUUCUAUAUCCAGUUUAACAUGAACUUUUUGUGGGGGCGACACAUUGCCUCCGUAAUCCAUUUCUCCCACCCACCCAUCACCCCUCCCCCUCGUAACAAAAAGUCUGUAUAUGUGUAUACUUCGAUCCCGAUGGGAAAAAGAGAUUUAUCGGCAAAUACGUUGUUUAAUUCUCCAAACAGAUUUGCGCACAGGAUUUGAAAAUGGACAAUAUAAAAUUCAACUAUAUGCAUCCUCCACAACAGGCUCGAUUUGUUUUUUGGUUUUGAAAUUUUUAUUUCAAAAAAUUAAAACAGCUUUUUUUUGGUGGGGAGGGUGUGUGUGUUAAGACUUAACUUUCUCCCUCCUUUUUGAAUUGUCCUUCAUACUGUGCUUGAGGUUUUUGGUUUGUUUUGUUUUUUUACUGAAGUUGUCUUAGAUGUUAAUAAGUUUCUGUACAGUAAACAAGCAAGCAGAUGAUUAGAGGAGGUCCAAAAAUGUUUUUGGUAGUUUGAAACGUUUUGCCUUGUAGGUAUAUUCACAUAGAGGGAGAGAGAGAGAAUGGGGUGGAAAGUGCUGGACAUUGUGCUGCUAUAAAAAGCAUCUUGAUCAACCUUCCAUGGACAAAUUCAGAUGCUCCUGUAUAUACAAUGAGAAAUCUCGAGUUCAUUAAAAUGUACAUAUGUUCCCCAUGA